AUGGCCGCCGCCGCCACCUCCAGCCCCCACUCCAUGCUCCUCCACCGCCCCAGCCCGGCCGCCGCCGUCUCCUCCAUCCGCCUCCCCGCCCGCGCCGCCAAGAUCUCCUGCGCGGCCGUCGCCGCGCCCUCAGCCGCCGCCACCGCCCCCUUCGCGGCCGCCGGCGAGCGCGGCGUCUACAACUUCGCGGCGGGCCCGGCCACGCUCCCGCUCGCCGUGCUCCAGAAGGCGCAGGCGGAGCUGGUCGACUACCGCGGCUCCGGGAUGAGCAUCAUGGAGAUGAGCCACCGCGGGAAGGAGUUCGACGCGGCCAUCAAGAAGGCCGAGGCCGACCUACGCACGCUCCUCUCCGUCCCCGACACCCACGAGGUGCUCUUCCUCCAGGGCGGCGCGUCCACCCAGUUCUCCGCCGUGCCGCUCAACCUCUGCGCCUCCCCCGCCUCCCCCGCCGACUACCUCGUCUCGGGGUCCUGGAGCGACAAGGCCUUCAAGGAGGCCAAGAAGUUCUCCGCCGCGUCCCUCGCCUGGUCCGGCAAGGACGGCAAGUACACCUCCCUCCCACCCCUCACCUCCAUCUCCCAAAACCCCGACGCCGCCUUCCUCCACAUCUGCUCCAACGAGACCAUCCACGGCGUCGAGUUCAAGGACUACCCGGUCCCCGCCAACAAGUCCGCCCUCCUCGUCGCCGACAUGUCCUCCAACUUCUGCUCCAAGCCCGUCGACGUCUCCAAGUUCGGCGUCAUCUACGCGGGCGCGCAGAAGAACGUCGGGCCCUCGGGCGUCACCAUCGCCAUCGUGCGCAGGGACCUCGUCGGCAACGCGCAGCCCAACACCCCCGUCAUGCUCGACUACAAGACCCACGCCGACAACGCGUCGCUCUACAACACCCCGCCCUGCUUCGCCAUCUACAUCUGCGGGCUCGUCUUCGAGGACCUGCUCGCGCAGGGCGGGCUCGCCGAGGUGGAGAGGAAGAACCAGCACAAGGCCGGGAUCCUCUACGACGCCAUCGACGCCAGCGGCGGGUACUUCGUCUGCCCCGUGGAGAAGCCCGUGCGCUCGCUCAUGAACGUGCCCUUCACCAUGGCCAAGGGGGCCGACUUCGAGAAGAAGUUCAUCGCCGAGGCCGCCAAGGAGAACAUGCUGCAGCUCAAGGGCCACAGGUCGGUCGGCGGCGUGCGCGCCUCCAUCUACAACGCCAUGCCGCUCUCCGGUGUGGAGAAGCUCGUCGCCUUCAUGAAGGAUUUCCAAGCCAGGAACCCUUGAUUUGGCCAUCAUCCCUCUGGUAUUGCUUUUGUAGGAUGCUCUGUCUGUUGUUCCUCAUAUUAUAAUUAGGCUCUAUGCAAGAGCUGGGUCAUAUUAGUAUAUUGGUAGUAACUAUUUUGCAAUGCCGCUGCAUUUUGGUUUUCGUGUUUGUGGAAUCUCCUUUUCCAUUGCUCACCAUUGAGAUUGGAACAUGUUGUUUGGGAAUAAAGGUAGAUGGUCGAUUGUCUUGAGAGAGUA
Lolium rigidum is the source of this 1500-nucleotide messenger RNA. Its product is annotated as phosphoserine aminotransferase, chloroplastic-like. Gene Ontology annotation, cellular component: chloroplast stroma; cytoplasm. Gene Ontology annotation, molecular function: pyridoxal phosphate binding; O-phospho-L-serine:2-oxoglutarate transaminase activity. The coding region runs from base 1 to 1263 and encodes 420 amino acids. NCBI's taxonomy places the organism in Eukaryota, Viridiplantae, Streptophyta, Magnoliopsida, Poales, Poaceae. Gene Ontology annotation, biological process: L-serine biosynthetic process. The record is from RefSeq and is a predicted model, not a curated record. The transcript has a single exon.